UUCUCCGGUGAGCGUUUAAUUUGAAACACCUAACCAUGAAGCAAACCAUCGAACAAUUGGCAGAUGCCGAGCUAACGGAAAACAUGCUGAAGAUUGCGAAACGCGAACUGCGUGAAGAUAAAUGCUCGCGAGAACAAAGUCUGGAACAAAUGCGCAACUGGGUACUUAAACACGAAGACUUACGAAAUGUACGACUCGACGAUCAAUUUCUACUACGUUUCCUGCGUUGCAAGAAGUUCAGCGUGCCUAUGGCGCAGCAGACACUACUCAAAUACCUGAAUGUACGACGCACUUUCCCGCAUAUGAGCACACAGUUGGACUUUCUAGAUCAAAAGUUGAAUGACAUUAUCAGCAGCGGCUACAUCUUCGCCACGCCGAAUCGUGACAAGCACGGACGUCGUGUUGUGGUCAUCAACGCCAAAGGCUUCAAUCCAAAGAUCUAUAAUAGUAGUGAUCAAGCGCGUGCACAUUUUCUCACCUACGAGUGUCUCAUGGAAGAUCAAGCUACACAAAUUUGCGGACUUGUUCAUGUCGGCGACUUUUCCGGUGUCACCACAACACACGUGACCAAUUGGAAUCCAACCGAAUUUGCGCGCGUCUUCAAGUGGAGCGAACAAUCGCUACCGUUGCGACACAAAGAAAUCCACUUGGUCAAUGUGCCAGCGACGCUGAAAUGGUUGAUCGAUUUCGUAAAGGGGCGUGUCAGUUCGAAAAUACGCAAUCGCCUCACACUCUAUACACAAGACAAGGAAUUGGCAAAACAUGUUGAUCCAGCUUGCCUGCCACAAGAAUUGGGCGGUCAAAUGCCGCUUAAAGCGAUAGUUGAACUGUGGAAGGCGGAAUUGCUCGCCAAGCGUGAAACUAUACUCAACUUGGAUAAGAUUGCGCUCUUAAGCGACCGCGGCAUCUUGCGCAAAAGUAAUUACAGUAGCGAGAAAAGCAGCAACGGCAUGAAUUUCGUGUCGCAGAUCGAGUCAAUUGAGGGCAGUUUUCGAAAGCUGGAGUUCGAUUAAGCUUUCAAGGGAAGUGGGUUAUAGGUUGCUAACCGAAAGUGGUGAUGUGUUCGACGUUUGAGCCAAGCUCACAGAUGCUGUGUUGAUGUGCGUGUUGUGUUAAUUUACAUUACUUAAUGUUUAAGUUUAAGAGUUUUCGAAGAGGAAACAAUUAUAAACGAUUUAGCUGGCAGUCAGAGAAGCGCCUUGUGGAGUGAACGCUCCAUUUGGUGGCUUUGUUUAGUAUUAACUAU
Bactrocera tryoni is the source of this 1246-nucleotide messenger RNA. RefSeq names its product alpha-tocopherol transfer protein-like (gene Cralbp). Bases 36 to 1013 code for a protein of 325 amino acids. Lineage: Eukaryota; Metazoa; Arthropoda; Insecta; Diptera; Tephritidae. The transcript has a single exon. Gene Ontology annotation, cellular component: membrane. Gene Ontology annotation, molecular function: phosphatidylinositol bisphosphate binding. The record is from RefSeq and is a predicted model, not a curated record.